This is a messenger RNA of Laccaria bicolor S238N-H82, 333 nucleotides long. RefSeq lists its product as uncharacterized. The transcript is spliced from 3 exons. Lineage: Eukaryota; Fungi; Basidiomycota; Agaricomycetes; Agaricales; Hydnangiaceae. The coding region runs from base 1 to 333 and encodes 110 amino acids. The record is from RefSeq and is a predicted model, not a curated record.
AUGAACCUUGCACAAGCAGAAGCAUGGCUGAGGGCAGCAGCUGGCCAAAAAAGUGUUGAGGGAUCCAUCCCUGCUUUGCCUGGCCACACAGACGACAUUGUCACUGCGGUAACUGCGAAGCACGAUCAGAAAGGUGAUACAUCUUCCCCUGUCAGUUCUUUCCCUUCGUCUCCGGCGUUGUCCAUGAAGAAGGGAUCACAUGACACCACCAUGGCCUCACCUGAAGAAGAACUCAAGCACAAGUCCACAAGAGAGUACUGCCCUCUGCCAAAACAACCAGAAGUGGACCUCCCACUAAACGCCAACAUCACGUCUCCUUUGCCGAGGUCUUAG